GCCUGCAGCCUCCUGCUACACUAUUUACAUCCUAUUCCAUUGAGGUGGCCCGUCUCUGCUCACAUGACCCAAAUGCAGUUCUCACUCCACCAAGAACAAACAGCCCCGUACGCAGUCUGCGCUGGCAGCUUUGCACAUGCUCCGUCUGGCCCUGUGAAUCUCACUCACUCAUUGAGAUUUCUAUUGGUUUAAAGCGACCUUCCAGCCGCCGCCGCCGAAGCUCUGGGAUCUGCAGCAUUUUCUUGGCCCAGAUCCAAGGCAGGCACCCCACGAAGGCUGUCUUAUUUUAGGGCUGUCUUAUUUCAUCAACAUUUGGGAUGUUUCGUCUGUCUGUUUGAGGGAAGAGUGUAUAUAAUAUUCACACAUGAGUAUAGAUGAUGAAUGGGGCUCUGAGAGUAAGUCUUCCUCCCCUGCAGUUUUUAUAGGAAGAGUGUUUUGAUGUCUUUUCAACGGUGGCCUUGAAGGCAGUCCGCAGGUCUAAGGCACGCUUGAUUCUACCACGGGAGCGUCAGCCAACGAUGCUGAAGCUGACUGACUGCAGUGUGUGAAAUGGUGUUUCCUCCUCUCCAGAGUCCUGAAUGUUGCCGUUCGGAUGGUAAAUGAUGAGGCAGGCUACCAUGGAUUUCAGCAGCUCGUCUGUGUUUGAUCAGCACAAAGGUGACUCAUCUGAAGAAGUCGACCUGACAAUGGUGUAUCAGGCAGCAUCGAAUGGAGAUGUCAACUCUCUGACUGCCGUGAUCCGGGAGGAUCCGUCCAUCCUAGAAUGUUGUGACAGUGAAGGAUGUACGCCCUUGAUGCAUGCAGUUUCGGGACGUCAAGUGGACACAGUGAAGCUGCUGCUAAAGAUGGGCGCCAACAUUAAUACACAGGAUGCAUACGGUCGCACCAGUUUAUGCCUGGCAACCUACCUGGGCUGGCUUGAAGGCUGUGUGAGUCUGCUCAGAAAUGGUGCCAAGCACAACAUCCCAGAUAAAAAUGGCCGCCUGCCACUGCACGCUGCCACUGCUGAACCUGAUGUGAGGCUUCUCAUCGUCCUGCUGCAGCAGUCUAGCCUCAGUGAGAUCAACCAUCAGGACACAGAGGGAAUGACACCACUUCAUUGGGCAGCUUUUCACAACCGGCCUCAACAUACCCAGAUGCUGUUGAAGAAGGGGGCAGACCCCACCCUUGUGGACAAGGACUUUAAAACAGCUCUCCACUGGGCUGUCCAGAGCGGAAAUCGAAUUCUGUGCUCCAUCAUUCUGAGCCAUCGUCAGGGCCCAUCCAUUAUCAACUACGACGACGAGAGUGGGAAGACGUGUGUCCAUAUCGCAGCUGCUUCCGGUUUCGGCGACAUCAUUCACGAUCUGGCCAAGGUCCCCGAGUGUAACCUGCAGGCUCUGGAUGUGGAUGACAGGACACCCCUGCACUGGGCUGCAGCUGCUGGAAAGGCAGAAUGCGUCCAGUCACUGCUGGACUUGGGCAUGGACAGCAACCUGAGGGACAUUAAUGAGAGCACGCCCCUGGCCUACGCCUUGUACUGUGGUCACACAGCCUGCGUCAGGCUCCUUUCCCGAGAGGGCCGAGCCUGCUAGGCCUCUCCCCUCUCAGAACAGUCAACCCCAAAAGAAGGAAGGACGAUUCAGCGUGCUCAACCAAAUCUUCUGCAAAAACAAGAAAGAGGAGCAGAAAGCCCAUCAGAAGGAGCAGAGCAGGGCCAGACCUAAGGAGGAGGACACCUCGGAAGUCAAUGACAUCAUCGCCACCUUUGACAGCGUCGUGGAUACCAACUGCCAAGAUCAGCCUGGUGACCAGGUGGACAUGGUUGUCUUUAAGAAGAGGACCUCAGAGAAUUCAAAGUAUCUCUUGCCAGAAAAGAAAUCCCUGGCCCGGAAGGGGCUUCCACCAAUCAGAACACAGAGUCUCCCACCCAUCACCCUGGGCAGUAACUUCCUGACAGCCUCCCAUGGAGCCACGUCCCACGCUGGUCUGAACUCUGGUCUUCAGCAUACUGCCCAGCGUUCUCAGAAAAGCCGAAGCGAACAGGACCUGUUGAAUAAUAGGACUGGCUGCCAGGUGUCACUAGAUAAUCCCUGGAAGGGUGACACUAGGCAGGCAUUCUCCUGCAAGGCUUGGACUGUGUCUUCCUCUGAUAAGUUACUAGACAGGAUGUUCACUGGCCAGCCUGGUCACCAGGAGCUGUCUGGGCCACCACAUCUUCCUCAUCUACCUAAUCCCUCACCAGGUAAUGGCCUCCAUUCCCGCUCCUCAAGGCCUCCCUCACACAUGGAGCAUCUCAUGUAGUUAAGCUAGUAACUGCCAGGUGAGUAGCCUGCAGGUUCCAAUAAAACGGGAGCCACAGCCGCGUUUAAUUUUGUCCUAGUUUGAAGAUUUCUGGGAAGUGAAAACUUUCAGCUUUUCCACCCUGAGUGGGCUGAGGUAAAAGUAUGGCCGUGUCCUCUAAAAGGCAUUCUUUCCUGGAGUCGUGGGGCAUGCUCACUCCCAAGGCAUGAAUUUGCUUGUACGGUUAAUAAGUUGUCAUGUGUUUUAAAUCAUCAUUCAGUCCCCAUUCCAGAUCCACCCCACCAAACCUUUGCUGAGACAAAGGGCCUCAUUUAUACCUGAGUAUAAAUGAGUAUAAAUGUUUAUGGUUUGUGUCUCCCCGCAUACCGACGGCUUGCUUGGCCAUUCUCCGUCUCCCUUCUUCCCUCAUCCACAGCUACCAAUGCCAUUCAGUUUUUGCUUAUGCUUCCAGAUACAUUUCAUACAUCUCUGUACACAUCUAUGAAUAUAAGCAUGAAAUCUCUAGAUAGAUAGAUAGAUAGAUAGAUAGAUAGAUAGAUAGAUAGAUAGAUAGAUAUCGUUCUCUCCCAUCUCCCUGUUCCUGACAGUUUCCAGGAGUCUCAGCUUUGCAAGUAACUUUGUCCUGGGCUUUAAAAAUAAUUUCUACAAAUAAACAUGAACUAUGUAUAUAUGGCCUUGUGAUAAUUAUCAUACUAAAGAACCUAAGUUUUAGCAGAAUUUGUUGCUCACAUUAAUUCCAGUCCUCAGAAGCCAGAGGUGGGUGGAUCUCUAUGAGUGCAUCAAGGCCAGCCUGGUCUACAUAGUGAGGCUCAUUCUCAAAAAAAUUAUUUUAAAAAACUUACGUUUUAUAUACAUACAAAUAUUAUUCAUAUACAUUAAUAUUCCCCUCAUUAUACAUAACAUGGAUACUCCGUAAUUUAUUUCGCCAUUUGCUUUUUGAGAGGGUUAGCAUAGAACUUACUACGGAGCUGAAGAUAGCCUUGACUCCUCUCUGGCCUUCACCUUUCAAGUGCUGAAUUAUAAGCUUCUGCCACCUUGCCCACUUCUUAUUUUUACUAAAAAAUAAUUCAAUUUCUACGGGAUUUGGAGGCUGUACAACUUUUCUCACUCAAACAGUGCCUUGGUUUUUGUUUGAAUGAAUCAAUUGCCAGUAUUUAAAACUUUACAUUUUACAUUAAAAAAAACCCUAAAGAUUCUAGUUUCUCUUGAAAAAUUGAAGCCAACAUUCUCACAUGAAAGUUACUGAUUAGCCCUGAGUGACCAGGGUACUCUUGGGUGCCACUGCUCCCAGUAUUAUGCAGAAUUAUUUACAUCACCUACUCUUUAUCAAUAUACUUCCGGUAUUUUUAUAGUAGGGUUACAGGGAGAAAAUUAUAUAUCUAUUUAACCCACAUUUCUGUCUAUGUUUGAAAAAGAAAAAACCAAGUUCUUUUUUUUUUUAAGUAUGGAGGGCCAUGUUUCUGUUUGGAGGUGGAACUUUUCUUAUCAACUUUUUAAAAGAUUUAUAUAUUUAUUAUAUAUAAAUAUACUCUUGCUGUCUUCAGACACACCAGAAGAGGGCAUCAGAUCUCAUUACAGAUGGUUGUGAGCCACCAUGUGGUUGAUGGGAUUUGAACUCAGGACCUCUGGAAGAGCAGUCCAUGCUCUUAACCACGCAGCCAUCUCUCCAACCCAUCAAUUAUUUUUUUAAUUCACAUGUGUGCAAAUGUAUGCAGAUGCCUUGGCAGUCAAGGGACAGUUUUGAAUGCCAUCCUCAGGAACACCACCCACCUGUUGGAGACAGGGUCCCUCACUGACCUGGGGUUAACCAAUUAAGUUCGACCAGCUGGUGUGAACAUAAGGGGUUCUCCUGACUCUGCCUCUCUAGUGCUGGGGUCACAGGAUUAUGACAGUACAUCCAGAAACUUUGCCUGGGUUCAGAGAAACACAGAUCCUUGUAUUUUGAGGAUACUUUACCAACUGAGCCACUCCUUGCUGUGGUUUGAGUAGGAAUGUUCCCCAUUGGCUCAUGUGUUUGAAUGUUUGGCCACCAGGGAGUAGCACUAUUAGGAGGUGUGGCCUUGUUAGAGGACAUGUGUCACCGGGGUUGGGUUUUGAGGUUUCAGAUGUUCAAGCCAGGCCCAGUGUCACUCACUCUUCCUGCUGCCUUUGGAUCCAGAUGUAGAAGUCUCAGCUCUUGGUAUAGCACCGUGUCUGCCUGCACGGGCUGUCAUUCUUCCUUCCAUGACAGGAAUGGACUAAACCUCUGAAACUGUAAGCCAGGCCCAACUAAAUGUUUUCCUUUGUAAGAGUUGCCAUGGUCACGGCAAUCAAAUCCUAAGACCCCCCCCUUCUCCCCCAACCAUCCUGUUUUAUACACAGCAUGCUGGGUCCUCCUUUGUCAUCAACGCGCUUGUUGAAUAGAGCUUUUAAAGAAGAAUGUGGCUCCUUCUCAUGUACUUAAAUGUGCAUGUAACUCUUUCAGUACAGGAUAAUUAUGGAUGGCACGUGAAGGCUAUUUGUUUACAUAUGAGAUAAGCCUCUCCAGAUUUUGCUUACCCCAUAGAGCACUGACAUUUUUGGCCUGUGGCAGGGAUGACAUUUUUAUGCCGUUGCUGCCAAAGAGUAGAGAGGGAACACAUAGUUCUGCCACCGUUGACAAUUUGGUGGCUGCUGAGGCUUCAAUGGAGCCUUCCUUUUGGAGUCGGUUUUCACCUGGUCACGCUAAUCAUGCUUCCUUUGAAAGCUUGGAAGUCUUGUUCUGUUCCUGUCCAUUUAAUAUAAGUAUGGUUUGGCUUCAGCUACCUAGAACAGAAGGCCACAACUUUACACCCUGGCUCAAAAAUAGGGAGAGGGCUAUCUUAAUUGCUGUCAAAAUGACACUUUGAUCUUUACCAAAUUGCUGGGGUCAGUGUUGACAAAAAAAAAAGAAUGGGUCGGUUGGCAACAGGACCAAGCAAGGAGGCAGGAACCCAAAUCUCAGACCACCUCCCCCUUGGCUGCCCAGGGUUUGAGAGUAUUAUGGGGUAUAGAUGCUGGUGAUCUAGGAGCCAGGGGAAAGGCGACUGGAGGCGAGGGGAGUAGUGUGUGUGUCAUCCAGCCUCAUGACUCUUCAAAGUCGUGUUCAUAAAGGCAUUGUGGGCAUGAUCUGAGAGUGGACUUUUGUUUUCAUUUGUUUUUGAGACACACGGUCUCUUUCUGUAUCCCUGGGAUUUCCUAUGUAGACCGGGUAUUCUUUGAACUCAUGACAAUCCUCCAGCCUUAGUCUCUCAAAUCCUGGGAUUUUAUGCAUGAACCACAAUGCCCCAAUACAAAACUGAUGCUUUCUAAGGUACAUUAGAAGUGGUUGAGCGUGAUGACACAUGUUCUUACCACUGGAGGGGGCAGAGGUCAAAGCAGGAGAAUCGGGAGUUUAGUGCCAGCCUCUGCUAUAGAGUGAAUUUAAGGCCAUCUUCAGCCAGACUCUGAACAAAUCACAGAAAGACUGGGGACAGGGGGUGGAAUCACGGAGGCUUAGUGAGAAAUGAAAAGUGAGAGAGCCGACUAGUGUCACUAAGCCUAGGCCAGCUGCUGUCAUUGAUGAUGGAUGCUCAGUGUGGGGGCUGUUCUCCCACAGAGCAUUCGAGGCUUCGUUCUUGCUAUUUUGAGUUGCUCUUGAGUCCUUAAAAGAUGAGAUUCUGGCUUCAGUAGAUACACACUUAGAAUUCUAAGGCCCCCUUCCAUGAACGCUCGCCUACCAAGCGCUCAGCGCCAUCUCACGUGCAGUAAGUCUGAAGUAGGCAUUUCCCAGACUUUCAGUGGACACGAGAUCACCAGAGACAGAGGUUCCUUCCAUCUGCCCGCCCCUCAGCCUGAUCUCUAGCUUCUGCUCUCAGGGUCACUUCACAGUCUAAGCUGAUGCACAAGAGGAGGGAAGAUGGUGAAAGGAUGCCUCCCACCUCAAUGGCCUCCCUCUUAGGAGUCCUCUGCCACAAGACCCACACUUCUGCUUGCAUCUGGCUGGCCAGAACUUGGAUCACAUGCUCAUAUUGCCUGUCUGCAAAGAGGACUGAGAACUGUAGUAUUUAUAGCUGGGUACCAUGUUCUGGCCUCUAACUUAGAUCUCUGCUUCUAAGGGACAAGAAAGAGAGUAGACAUUGGGUAGGAAACUAGUAAACUCCGCCUGUUAGACCAUCCAAAGAUGUCUACGUCAUUUGAAGAACAGAACAUCUAAUGUAAUUGCUUUGGGAUUUGCUUAGUCCCCAGAGAAGUAAUGAGUGAAGUCCUUGACCUGCAGAGCAGUGGAAAGGAGACAUGGAAGUCGUCAAGGGACUCAGAAGAAAUGAACAGUACCAAUAGCAAAAAUGUGUUUUGUUUUGACUUGUUUUAUUUUAACGAUACAUACUCAUGCUAGUUAUAGCAAGGAGCCAUUGAAGAAAAGUGAGUCCUGAAAGCACAAAUCUCCGUAAAAGUCUUUAACCCAAAAGUGAGUUUUGAGGGAGACAGGUUAGGCAACUGAACUUGGGGCCUUCUGAGUGGAAGCAAGCACUCUCCCCCACCCCCAGCAUAACUCUUGGGACAUGGUUUGACUUCACAGACAGCCUGGAAAGGGUUAAAGUACAGAUACAUCUCUAGGGCCGCAGCUGGCUCCGAGCACCCACUCUCUCGAAUCCCAUCUCACCUAAAUUUCUAUCACAUCUUGAUAGUGUGUCAGAUUAUGAGUCUCCCAUGGACUACUCACUCCUCAAAAGCCCCGUCACUGCACAUUGCUCCAUGGACACCCAUGUCUUCAGCACAUGAAAUGGCCCUUGAAGGUCAUUCCAACCCCCAAACCAUAACAGUUCUCAUUUGAAAAGUGAGAGAAGGGCUGGAGAGAUGGCUCAGUGGUUAAGAGCAUUGACUGCUUUUCCAGAGGUCCUGAGUUCAAAUCCCAGCAACCACAUGGUGUCUGGCAACCAUCUGUAAUGGGAUCUGAUGCCCUCUUCUGGUGUGUCUGAAGAUAGUGACAGUGUACUUAUAUAAUAAAUAAAUAAAUCUUUUUAAAAAAAAAGAAAAAUGGGAAAAAAUGUCAAUGGCUCAUGGGGUUGUGGGUAGCUGUUAAGAUUAAGAGCUGAGGGUUGGGGAUUUAGCUCAGUGGUAGAGCGCUUGCCUAGGAAGCGCAAGGCCCUGGGUUCGGUCCCCAGCUCCAGGGAAAAAGAUUAAGAGCUGAAAGCCGGGGAUAUGGAUCUGUGCUUGACAGAAAGUGUGAGAGCUUGAGUUUGGAGCCCUAGAAACCCUGUACACACUAGGUGGUUGUGGUGGUCUUGGGAGACAAACAGUAAGCUGCCUAGGAAACUAGCCGCAUCAGUAGCUCUGGGUUUGAUUGCAAGACCCUGCCUCAAAGUAUAAGAUAAAAGAAUGAUCAAGUAUGAUUAUUGACACUAGCUUUGGACUAUCACAUGCACAUGAACACAAGUGCCCACAUACACGCAGAAUAUGCAUAACUAACAGCACACACACUCACACACAAACACACUCACACUACACACUUAGACUGUCACACACUUAUGUACACUGCACACUCUCACACAUAUAAUAUUCUCACAUACAUACACACUCUCACCCACUACACACAUGUACACUGCACACUCUUACACAUUAUAUAAUAUUCUCACACACACACUCUUGCCCACUACACACAUGUACACACACACUCUCACACACACUUACUCCAUACCACAAUACACUAUACAUACUCACACAACACCACACACACACACUCAUACAACUCCAUAUAUACUCACACACGCUACACAUCCAUUCUCACACAUACUGCACUACACACAGCACACAACACCACACACUCAUACAAAACCACACAUACAUACAUACACACUUACACAUACUACACACUCUCACACUCAUACAACACCACACAUACACACUCACAAGAACUACACACAAAACUCACACAACACCACACACACACACACACACACACACACACACACACUCACAGAGGAACAGACUGAGCUGUUAUGGGCAAAGUAAAACAGUGACUAGCAGAUGCUACUAGGCCUCUUGUUUGAGUCUGGUUGGUUGGUUUUAGUUUUGAUUUGGGGGUUACUCAUUUGCUUUUUGUUUUUUGAGACUCGGUCUCACUCUGCAGCUCAGGCCUUAAGCUCACAGCAAUCCCCCUGUCUUAGCCUCCCAAGUGUUGGGAAUAUGGGAGUGAGACACCGUACCUGCCCGUCAUUAGUCCCUGUGCUAAGCACCGCAACUUAAAGACAACCUGUUAAUGACCUUUAUCUUUAAAAUAAUGAGAUUCAAGCCAGGUGUGCUGGCUGAAGUACAGUCACAGCUACUCAGGAAGCUGGGGCUGCCUAAUAUACCUUAGGUCACAUGGUGAGACCGAGGGAGGGAGGGAGAGAGGAAGGAAGGAAGGAAGGAAGGAAGGAAGGAAGGAAGGAGAAAGGAAGGAAGGAAACUGCCUCUGAUAGCACAUGCCUAUUAUUCCAGACCUUGGAAGGAGGCAUGAAGAACCCGGGAGUUGAAGAUCUUGGCUACAAAGCAUGGCAGAGGUUGGUUUGGGCUAAGAGAACCUGUCUCACUAUCCCCCUAACCCUCCCCACAAAGAGAAGAAAGGAAAGGGACAGAGAAGUGUGUCCAGUGCAAGUCUUCUUCCUGCUCCCCUGUGUUUCUGAGGGCUGUGUUUUCAGGUAGUCUCACCCAGUAGGCGGCACUGAGAGAGGAUGGGGAUGAGAGUAGAAACUCAGUGGGUCUCCAUGGCAACUCUGUCCGCUUCAUCUCCUCCAUAAACAUGGCCCAGUGCUGUGACUCUCACUUCGUUUCUGGGCUGUGGUAACAUCAUCUCCUCCUGUUACCCCUUCAGCCAUGGCUAGAACAAACUCCCUCAAUUGAGGGCUUGCAUUUAGUUUCCUAGCUUUUCUAUCAUGAGUUUAACAAAUGUGUCUGAUGUUCCCUCUGUUUGAGGGACCUAGAGCGCUCUAUCAGAUGAGCUCCGAUUAGCCAAGUAAGAAAUGUGUUUCUGUAUUACGGUGUCAGGCGACCAUCAAGACAUGGGGGUUGCGACGUGUCUGUCUCAUAGGCCCUUUCUGGUCAUAAUUCACAUAGUCUAGAAAGAAGUUAAGUGGUUUGCUCAAAGAUGUUCCAGUCCGUUGGUGAUGUAUUUAGAACUUGAACCCAGCACUUCCACACUUACGUAUUGACACUGAAUUUGUUAGCGAGCUUACCAAUUCUCUACAAAUUUUCUUUAUCAAUUAUGUUGUCCCCAAAUGAACAGAUUUCCCUAGCUUCUGAACUUUACUUCUGUGGGUAUCUUAACACCAUUGGGUAUAUUGCUAUUAGAACUACUGGGUCUUUUGCCUUAAACUCAAAUGGAAUGGGCCAGUGAGAGGGUGGUGGCCUGGUGGCCUGAGUUUGGUUCUCGGAACCACAAGGCAGAAAGAGAGAACCCACUCCCACAGGCUUGUCCCCUGACCUCCACACACAUGCUCUGGCCCAAGUACACACACCCAUAUAAAUGCACACAUGCAUGCACGCAUACAUACGUAUACACACCAGUAAAUUUUGCUUAAGAAUCGAAAGGGUUCGCUAACGUGGCUGAAACUGUUGUUUUAGGCAGGUUAAAAUUUCACGGUUUCUAUGGCAAGCCUUGAUGUGGUGAAGCCAUGGCAUAGCUCUGUACCAGUACCGAUACGGUCUCUUCUCUCCGCCCUGGGUUCAGCAACACUAACAGAGCUAAUGGUGCAGCUGAGUUCCGGGCAGAUGCUGUCCUGUGCUAGCUCAGCAGCCCCAGCGUUCGGCUGCACGGAUGAUGGCUCAGUGUUUAUUGAGACCUGUCAGUGGGUGGCAGGAACGAUGGUGAUGAGCACUUAGCCUAAUGAGUGCCUCAGCUUAAUUCAUUGCCAGGAGUGCUCAGAGAAAAGGGAACAGAACGGACGGGGCUGUGGUGUUUUCUGCUACCAUGGUUGUUUACGAGCGGUCACAAAAAAAAAAAAAAAAAAAAAAAAAAAAAAAAAAAAAAAAAAAAUUCAGCCCACUUCCUUGUUUCCCUUAAGAGACAACUUUUUUUUUUCUCCAGAAUUUUCUAGAUAAUUCCAGCAA
Rattus norvegicus (Norway rat) is the source of this 10347-nucleotide messenger RNA. The record is from RefSeq and is a predicted model, not a curated record. Lineage: Eukaryota; Metazoa; Chordata; Mammalia; Rodentia; Muridae.